Messenger RNA from Jaculus jaculus (lesser Egyptian jerboa), 2844 nucleotides. It is a transcript of the gene Elovl5, whose product is annotated as ELOVL fatty acid elongase 5. The transcript is spliced from 8 exons. NCBI's taxonomy places the organism in Eukaryota, Metazoa, Chordata, Mammalia, Rodentia, Dipodidae. The record is from RefSeq and is a predicted model, not a curated record. Bases 115 to 1068 code for a protein of 317 amino acids. Gene Ontology annotation, molecular function: fatty acid elongase activity. Gene Ontology annotation, cellular component: endoplasmic reticulum; endoplasmic reticulum membrane. Gene Ontology annotation, biological process: sphingolipid biosynthetic process; fatty acid elongation, polyunsaturated fatty acid; fatty acid elongation, saturated fatty acid.
UCGUUAGUGAAUUGGAAGUACAGUGCAUUGUUUGUCCCAUAAGAUGUUCGUCUUUGUUUUUGUGUUACGCAAUGGAUUUAUACAAAAUAACCAAUGAAGGUUUGAGGAACUUGAAUGCUUCAAUGUGGGAGAACAUGGACUGGAAUGAGCAUCACUUCAAGUUUUAAAAUGGAAAAUUUUGAUGCAUCACUCAGUACCUAUUUCAAGGCAUUGUUGGGCCCCCGAGAUUCCAGGGUAAAAGGAUGGUUUCUUCUGGAUAAUUACAUACCUACAUUUGUUUGCUCUGUCAUUUAUUUACUAAUCGUAUGGCUGGGACCAAAAUACAUGAAGAAUAAACAGCCAUUCUCUUGCCGGGGAAUUUUGGUAGUGUACAACCUUGGACUCACAUUGCUGUCUCUCUACAUGUUCUGUGAGUUGGUGACAGGUGUGUGGGAAGGCAGAUACAAUUUCUUCUGUCAGGGCACACGCAGUGCAGGAGAAUCGGACAUGAAGAUUAUCCGUGUUCUCUGGUGGUACUACUUCUCCAAACUCAUAGAAUUCAUGGACACCUUCUUCUUCAUCCUGCGCAAGAACAACCACCAGAUCACAGUCCUGCACGUCUACCACCAUGCUACCAUGUUCAAUAUCUGGUGGUUUGUGAUGAAUUGGGUCCCCUGCGGCCAUUCUUAUUUUGGUGCCACGCUUAACAGCUUCAUCCAUGUCCUCAUGUACUCGUACUAUGGUCUGUCAUCUGUCCCUUCCAUGCGUCCUUACCUCUGGUGGAAGAAGUAUAUCACUCAGGGGCAGCUGGUUCAGUUUGUGCUGACGAUCAUCCAAACCAGCUGUGGAGUCAUCUGGCCAUGUACUUUCCCUCUUGGUUGGUUAUACUUCCAGAUCGGAUACAUGAUUUCCCUGAUUGCUCUCUUCACAAACUUCUAUAUUCAGACUUACAACAAGAAGGGGUCCUCCCGGAGGAAAGAACACCUGAAGGACCACCAGAACGGAUCUGUGACUGCUGUCAAUGGACACACCAACAGCUUAUCUUCGCUGGAAACCAGUGUAAAGCCAAGAAAGCAGCGGAAGGAUUGAAGGGGCUGAGCUGAAAACUCGAGGCCACAUUGUGUGAUUAAGCACAGUUUGAAUUGUGCCCUGAUGCUCGUUAACAGCUGCUGUAACUAGUCUGGCAUAUGAUAGUUUGAUUCAUGUAGGACCUUUAUCAUCAAUUCAAAACCCCUAGAAUAUGUGUACAGAUUAUACAGGUAGGCAUAAGCUUCCUCACAUUUCUGGGCUCUCAUCGAUCCCUGCGCUAGACUGUGGAAAGGGAGUGUUAUUGUAGUAUAUGACACUGCUGUUGCCUUAUUAGUUAUAACAUGAUAGGUGCUGAAUUGUGGUUCACAAUUUAAAAACACUGUAAUCCAAACUUUUUUUUAACUGUAGAUCAUGCAUGUGAUUGUAAUUACAAAUUUGUACAAUGUUGUUAAAGUAGGAAAACACACAUGCCUUAAAACUUAAAAAGCAGGGCCCAAAGCUUAUUAGUUUAAAUUAUAGUAUGUUUCAAGUUUGUAUUCAUUUGUAAUAGCUCUAUUUAGAAAAAUCAAAGGUCGUGAUUUAUAAAAGUAGUGUAUUGACAUAUAAGUUCAAGUGGCUUGUAGCUGUGAAAACAAAUGGAACCUUCAUUUUGUAAUACUGGAUCCUAGCAAGAGGCUCCAGUCCAAGUGGAACAGUCAGUUUUAACUUUUUAACAGAUCUUAUUUUUUUAUUUUGAGUCCCACUAUUAAUGUGUGUUUUAAAAAAAAAGGAUGGGUUGGUGUGUGCAAAGCAGUCUUGAUUAAACUUAAGUAUACAUUCUUUGUCCUCCCAGUUCUAGGAAGAGUCUAGGGUGAGUAGGCCAGUUUUAAUUUCCGAAGUGCUAAGUGUUUUUUACAAGGAAAAAAAAGUCCAUUUUGCUUUUAUACAGGAGACUAAAAGUCCAUUUUGCUUUUAUACAGGCGACAAAAGGUGCACUUUGAGAGAGGAUCAAUCCUAUUCAGGGAAAAUGAUUGAAAAUUUACCAUUUGACAGUCCCUUAGAUGAGCAGUGGGGAACUGCUUGCCAGGAACCAAACUUAGAUAUUGUUUUAUGUAGUGCUAUGUGUUUCAACACAAACUUCCUUUUUAAAUGUGCCUACUUUACCAAAAUUAACGAAGAAGGAAAAAAAAACUUUAAAAAUUGAGUUAAAAUUCAAGAGGUAAUGACAUCCUAAGAGAAAAGUAGGUGUCUGGGUAGUGAUGACUUGUUUAAUGUAAAUCUUACAGCAUCUGGCAUUCUUUUCUGCUUAGAAUCUGAAGAUUUCUUUAGAAUCACUUUAAGAGGAUAGAUUGCUAUCAUAAAAUUACUUUUUCACUUGAGGCAGUGAUCAUACAGAUAAGGAUUAUUAUAUGUAUCAUUUUAAAGUGUUGAAGUUUAGCCUCUAUUAAAUACCUUCUCCAUUGAGGAAAAAAAGUUGACGUACCCACCACAUACCUUAGAAGAUCAUUGACAAUGUAUAAACUGAUUGAUAUUUAUGUAAAUAUCAGUUUACCGUGCUUUAAUUUUGCACAUUCCUGUUACAGGGAACCAGUUGGUUCUCUUACUAAAGUCUUGUGAGUUUUCUGUUUGGAAGGAGUCACAGCAUCUGUUUACAUUUACCUUAUCAAAUCUAGAACAUGUAUAUUUGUAAUUGUAUGUCCUCAUUCCUAGGAACUAAUUUGCAGAUGUCUACAUAUCUGAAUACAGAAACUAUAACAUUUGGUAGUGUGCUACAAAGUAUGUGCUUAGCUCAUCUGGAUAUACCCACACUGUUAUAUGAUACCUGAACAUUAAUCAUUAAACCAUUUUUGAUUAUUA